AGAGAAUCCAAAAUGGCGGCGUUCGGAACGUGUGUUGGCCUCUGAGCGUCCGUGGUGAUUGCCAUGGCAGGCUCCCUGGGCCUGGUCGGGGGUCGGGUUUGCCGAGUGCUUCGCGGCUCCGUCUCAGGUUUGAGCGUCCAUUUCCUGAAGAGCAGAGCCCAGCAAGGCAGGAUUUCCCCUGUUUGCUUCUGUGGAAGUUCUGCCCUGGAUCACAUCCUUGGGAUUCCUAAGGUGGAAGCAAAACCUUUGGUGGGCCAGCAUCCUCCACCUGUAAAUGCAUUUCAAGCUGAGACAGAUAAUUUGCUCUGUUACGAGCCAGAUCAGCCCGAGAAUCCCAAGGUCUUGAGAGUUGCCAUUAUCGGAGCUCCGAAUGCUGGGAAAUCAACCCUCUCAAAUCAGCUCUUGGGCCGGAAGGUCUUGCCAGUGUCGAAGAAGGUACAUACAACGAGGUGUAGCGCCCAGGCUGUCAUCACAGAGGAUGACACCCAGCUGGUUCUCUUAGAUACUCCUGGGCUCACCACUUCAUCCAAAGCCAAAAGGCACAACUUGGAAAAGUCUCUCCUGCAGGACCCUUGGAGGAGCAUGAAGAGUGCAGACCUAGUGGUGGUGCUGGUGGAUGUGGCAGAUCACUACACACGGAACCAGCUCCAUCCCCAGGUGCACAAGUGUCUCUCCACAUUCUCACAGAUUCCCAGCGUCCUCGUCUUGAACAAGGUGGAUUUGCUGAAGAAGAAACAUCUUCUUUUGGACCUGGUAGUGGAGCUCACGGAGGGAGUUGUCAAUGGGAAGAAGCUUAAAGUUGCACCUCAGUCAAAGGCGUCCUCCGCUACUUCCAGCAGUAGCAUCUCUCAUAAGAGCACCCAGGAUUCUGAGGUUACAACUGCAAAAUCUGGAGACCUAGUGGAAGCAAACAGCCCCCAGGCAGACUCUGAUUCCGAUGCUAGACCCAACAGCAUUAUGGAGGAUGUGGGAAAGAGCAUGGAGAAGCCAAAGAUGUCCAAGAAAGGUUGGCCCCACUUUCGGGAUGUCUUCAUGAUGGCUGCCAUUAACAGAGAGGAGGUGGAAACACUGAAGAACUACCUCCUGAUGCAAGCCAAGCCAGGCCCCUGGGAGUUUCACAGCGAGGUCCUGACCAGCCAGUCUCCUCAGGAGAUCUGUGAUAACAUCAUCCGAGAGAAGCUGCUUGAGUAUUUGCCUGAGGAGGUGCCCUACACAGUGGACCAGCAGACGGAAAUGUGGGAGGAGGGACCCAGUGGGGAGCUGAUCAUCGCACAGAAUUUAUUGGUCCAGAAGGAGACCCAUAUGAAGAUCCUGAUUGGCCACCAGGGCAGGCAGGUCAGUAUCAUUGCCCGUGAGGCCGGUCGUGACCUGAUGGACGCUUUCCUGUGUGACGUCCACCUGAAGCUCCGCGUGAAGCUGAAGAAAUGAGUUGGCCUUUGGAGUGCCCCUGCAGGAGCUGGAUGUGAAGAGGGGGGGCUGCUGCCCAGCUUCCCCUCCCCACCCCCUGGAGCUAGCCUCACUUCUCACGCCAGAAGUGGGUGCGAAGGAACCCCAGCGCUGCAAGGUUCUCCGAGCUGCUUCUCUGUUCCUACAAAGAUUAUAGCAGACGCAGGGGCUCUCUGACGUGGACGCGGGACCUUUUAGGGUUACUGCUAGGUGCAAAAUUACAGUGGUUCUCCAAAGGACAGUGCAGUGAGGCUUGAAGAGGAGGGGAAAGCAAUGUGCGUUUCUGCGCAUCCCUUUUAGUCUGCCUCUAGCGUCGCAUGAUUGUGGCUGGUGCAGUGAGGUCACUGCAUUCUCCUGGUUUGGACAGUGCAGCCUUGAUGGGCAAGCAGGUUCUCCUCUGUGGAGGGGAGGGGAGGGUUAUGGUUCUGCCGUUUCCUGCUUGACUCAGAAUAUGCCCCGAACUGCCUCUGCUCUACAGCUUUUGCCGUGCAGAAGCAGUCUACAGAGGAAGCCACCACGAGAGACUGCCGGCAAAUGGAGAGCGCAGGAGCACUGGCCCUUCAAAUGCCUUUUCUCUAACGCAGCAAACAGAACCAAUUCUCAAUACAAGCCACGCUUUUUCUGAAGGGAGGUGGGAGCCAGCAGGUUUCCAGCAGAGCAUACAAGCGCAGACCUCCUUAUUUACUACUGGGACAGUAUUUUUAAUGCCAUUUCACUCAGGGGGUGGGCUUGAAAAGGAAGGGUAUGUCUGAGGGAAUCUGCCUCAAGCGCUGUCCAAAAGCGCUGACUUGGCCUGUGCCCAUCAGACGAAGUAUCUUCAUCCGUCGGUGGCUUUUGUGUUCUGUGCUCAAAACCGAGGCUGCCAUCCAGGCAGUGCCUCUUCCCUUCUGCUUUCUCUUGCUCUACCGAGUUCUGUCUUGCCCUUCAUGCCUUUCUCUCCGGUGUUCAGGGUGGCUGAGUUCCUAUCAGUUAGCUUCUUAUUGACUUCAUUUGUGCUCUGCCUUUUCUCCCAAGGGAACCCAAAGCAUCAUUCUCCUCUCCUUCAUUUAAUCCUCGCAACGGUCCUCUGCAGUGGGGUUGGGCUGAACGUGCAUGACUAGGCCAAGGCCACCCGGCAAGCUUCCAGAGUAGAGUGGGGGGCUCACCCAACACCGUUUGCUACCCUGACUGUCCAGGGGAUGAACUAACUGGUCAGAAGGAAGUCAGAAGUGAAAAUUGGGUCCAUUGUCUCAAGGAUGCCUAGAAACUGUUGAAAAAACUAUAUUAUCGAGGCCCAGGGAAGAUGCUUUUUCUGCUGUGGCAUGUUCUCUGCUUUCCUGAGCAAGAAACUGGAUAGACUGCUGGCUUUUGGAGAUGUUCCAACACACGUGGCAAUCUCAGGCUUGAAUUUGGCAGUGGAAGGCCUAUUCCCCCCCUAUGAAUGGACCCAGUGGUCUAGCAAGGGAGAGAAUGGGCACUUUCUGUCAUUCCACUCCCUCUGCCUGUGUUGUCCAGCUGCUCAUGUCAGCCAAGGCCUGUCAGGGGAGGGUGUUGCACCAGCACAUUCAGGGAAAGCUCCAUUACGAGCCUACGCUUUACAGGGCUGCUGGCUUGAUCGUCUGAAGGCUCCAGAUUCGAGUGGUCAGUGGGGACCCCUGUGUGUUACCAGCCUUGUUUAAGCUCUGCAGGCUGAGAACCAGAGCUCUUGCCUCCUACCUACACAAUGGCAAACAGAGCAGAAGCAACUCCGGUUUCUUUGCCGAAGCCCUGCUUUCCAUGCCAGUCAGCACCUCUGCCUGGCCUGCUCUUCCCUCCUUGGAUCUUUGCAAGGAUUUUUCCAGCAAGCUUAUCUUCAACAGCCAGUGUGGUGUAGUUGUUCGUCGGACUAGGAUCUGGGAAGCCCAGCUUCAGGUCCUCCCACUCUGCGAUGGAAGCUUGCUGGGAGACCUGGGGCCCGUCACACUCCGCUUAACCUACCUCACAGCGUUGUGGUCAGAAUGAAACAGAAGGGAGGAGAACGACGCAAGCCGCUUUGGGCCCCCAUUGAGCUGGAAGGUGCGAUAUAAAUAAAGUAUAUUAACUACUGACUUCAGUCUUGAGAGGAUUAGUACCUGAGAAGCUUCUACCAGUAGUGCCACAUCUGAAAUGAAUAUGUGCAAUGGGAAGACUUUGCAGUUACCACCAUGGUUUCAUUUUGUCCUUUCUGACUUGCCCCUGCUGCACUGGCAUUGAAUUAGAGGAUGGUUUGUUCAAGUGUAUGUAAUUGGAAUGGGCUAGCAGUGCUUGCUUCAUUUGAUCAGUACAGUCUUCCCUGCAAGACUGUACUAGGAAGGCACACCUUCUAACUUGCAGCUGAUACUAACUUGACACAGCAAUGAUUGACUGUUCUUUAUGACCUCACAGAAGCAGUUGUUCAAGUGGAAUAAAACUGAUUUUUUUUAAAAAUAUA
Molecule: messenger RNA, 3874 nt
Organism: Heteronotia binoei (common prickly gecko)
Lineage: Eukaryota; Metazoa; Chordata; Lepidosauria; Squamata; Gekkonidae
Gene: ERAL1
Product: Era like 12S mitochondrial rRNA chaperone 1
Exons: 11
Coding region: 64-1428 (454 amino acids)
Biological process (GO): ribosomal small subunit assembly
Cellular component (GO): mitochondrial matrix
Molecular function (GO): GTP binding; rRNA binding; ribosomal small subunit binding
Source: RefSeq, a predicted model, not a curated record